This is a messenger RNA of Theobroma cacao (cacao), 2287 nucleotides long. Lineage: Eukaryota; Viridiplantae; Streptophyta; Magnoliopsida; Malvales; Malvaceae. The record is from RefSeq and is a predicted model, not a curated record.
AUGGCAACAGAAGCUGAAAGAGUGGUGGUGAUCCUGGAUGCAUCAAGGGAACUAGGUCUAAGCACAAUCAAAUGGGCCCUGCUAGGCUUACCACUUAAGCCUGGAGACAAGCUUAUACUUCUUGGAAUUCUUCACCAGGUUAAUAAUCCUAGUACGUUAUCUUUCAUGGGAGCUGGAAAACUCAUGGGGUAUAGGAUCAAGGUUGAUCCUAGUUCCAUGUUUGGAACAAACAGAAAGAUCAUUGCAGAAGAAAUGGAAAGAAAGAUAGAAGAGUACAAAAAGCAUGCUGAGAUAGUGAAAAUAUCCGAACGAUGCAAAAAGGGGCAGAUAGAAUUCCGGAUAGAGAUGCGAGCAGGUUCUCCUUUAAAGGCAGUUGCUUCAAAAGCUGCCAAAAGACUUCAUGCAACAUGGAUAGUACUUGACAGGCGCUUGAAGAAUGAUCGGAGAUACUUUUUAGAGAACCUAUCAUGUAAUAUAGUGAGGAUGAAGAAAGAUAACAAUGUUGAAGAGUUAAGAGGACCAAAUGUUAGGGAUAACUAUAAAGCACCUGCUGCAAGGAAAAGUAACGUAACAUAUGCUGAAAUGAUUCCCGCAACUAGCCCCUGCAAAGUACAGACUCCUCGAAGUAAGGUUGAGAACACCAGCUUAGUGAAAGAACAAGGAGGUGAAGGUAGUGGAGAGCAUCCAUGGCUUUAUAGUAGGAAAUCCACCUCAUAUUCAGCUUCAACUUCAAGUCGUGGAAGUAAUAGAGCAUCAACUUCAGGUUAUAAUGAGUCAAAGUCUCCUUCCUCACAUCUUCAUGAUGAAGAAUACACUACAACUACAGGACCGGAAACAGGAGGAGAGCAUUCCCCAUUAUCCAUCAUUGAAAGUGGAGACCAGAAAGACUUAUAUAGUCCAGAUGAAAAUGAAAAGCAACAUAACCACAAUGAUGAUUGGAUGGGGAGAAAUCCAGGGGAUCAGGUAUUCAAAAAUUCAAUUUGCUUAAUAUGCCAGAAUAGAAGACCAAAGAUAGGGUGGAUGAGAGACUUCACUUAUGCAGAGCUCCAAGCUGCUACAGAUGGGUUCCAUGCAAGGAACUUCCUAUCAGAAGGUGGAUUUGGUUCUGUCUAUAAGGGAGUGAUAAAUGGGUUGAAGAUUGCUGUAAAGCAACAUAAAUAUAAUGCAAGCCUCCAAGGAGAGAAAGAAUUCAAGUCUGAAGUUCAAGUGCUUCGGAAAGCUAGACAUGAGAACCUGGUCAUGCUUGUUGGGUCUUGCUCUGAAGGAAACCACAGGCUACUCGUAUAUGAAUUUGUCUGCAAUGGUUCACUGGACCUUCAUUUAUCAAAGCACACGAGAAGACCUCUUACUUUGGAAAAGAGAGUGAAGAUAGCGCUGGGAGCUGCUAGGGGCUUAAAAUAUUUGCACGACAACAAUAUCGUCCACAGAGACAUGAGGCCAAACAACAUCCUUGUAACACAUGAUUUUGAACCCCUGCUAGGAGAUUUUGGCUUGGCAAAAACUCAACAAGAAGACUCGGAUCAGUCAUCGGAGACAGUAACAAGAGUUGUUGGAACUCUAGGAUACUUGGCACCAGAAUACGCAGAAUGCGGCAAAGUGUCAACCAAGACAGAUGUUUAUUCCUUUGGGGUGGUCCUGUUACAGCUGAUCACUGGAAUGAAGACGACAGACAAAAGACUUGGAGGGAAAAGUCUUGUUGGAUGGGCAAGACCACUACUGAAAGACCGGAACUACCCGGAUUUGAUUGACCCCAGGAUUCUGGAGUCACAUGAUGUCCAUCAACUCUUUUGGAUGGUUCGAGUAGCUGAAAAGUGUCUCAGCAAGGAUCCUCAGAAGAGAUUAUCAAUGGAUAAGGUGGUCUAUGCUUUAAACUACAUAAUGGACUGUGACAGCGUAUGUGGCUUCAGAGACUUCUCACCUGCAGAAUCAGAUAAAGUGAGCAGAGACUCUUGUGAGUCACAGUCACCAUCUCCCUGUGAUGAUGAUUCAACCUUUACAAUAGAAAUUACCAGCCCGAGUCAUUUUAGUGGAAGACUUCCACCAUCACCUUCCAUUUCAAGAAAAUCAAGUGCAUCCACCCUUUAUGGUGAAUAAGCAUCAGGCAGUAGGAGUAGUCCUGAAAGAUAUUUCUGAUGAGGCGAUUUUUCACCUUUCAAAAAAAUAUGAGGCGAUUUUGUUUUCAUUUUACCAUGACCAAAUCUUGAUGGUUAAUGCUUGUUAAUUAUCUUUUUGUUCAUCCGUUUCUCUUGAAAAGGAUUUCUGGAGGAAUUCUUUGAAGGGAGUUGUA